Messenger RNA from Meleagris gallopavo (turkey), 511 nucleotides. The record is from RefSeq and is a predicted model, not a curated record. NCBI's taxonomy places the organism in Eukaryota, Metazoa, Chordata, Aves, Galliformes, Phasianidae.
GGGUGAAAUGGAAAUCCAUGAUGGCUCAGAUUGGCCGAAUAGAAAAACCUUUUAAAAUCACCUUGCUGUAUUCAAACUGUGGAGCACAAGAGGCUGGACUACUGGCAGUGGGCUCCUUGCAGCUCACAAACUGCUUCCAUGAUAAAGAAAACCCAGAUCUUUCUAUAUAUAACAAAGGCUCUUCCUUCCCCUGCCUUCAUGGAGGCUGUGUUAGCCACUUACAAAUCUGUGAAUUCAUCAGUGAUUGCCCUACCAAAGAAGUGGAAGGAGUAAGAUGUGAUAGUCUCCCAGAAGGUUCACAUUGCUCUUUUGAAGAGGGUUCAUGUGGCUGGACACUGAAUGAAACUGCAGCAUUUCCUUGGUCUAUCAGUGGCUUUAAUGAAAUGAUUCACAAUGGUUCAUUUGUAGGGUCUACCUUGCAAGCCACUGCAGGUAGGAUCUACAUAGUUCUUUCUUUGUCUGUCUUUCUGUGAGUGCAUGUUUUAUGUAUGCAUGUGCGUGUGUGCCAGCA